AUGAGUCACUCGCUGAAUGUAAACAAACCUCCACCUGGCGGCACAAGUGUAAACAAACCUCCACCUGGCGGCACAAACGUAAACAAACCUCCACCUGGCGGCACAAACGUAAACAAACCUCCACCUGGCGGCACAAACGUAAACAAACCUCCACCUGGCGGCACAAACGUAAACAAACCUCCACCUGGCGGCACAAACGUAAACAAACCUCCACCUGGUGGCACAAACGUAAACAAACCUCCACCUGGCGGCACAAACGUAAACAAACCUCCACCUGGCGGCACAAACGUAAACAAACCUCCACCUGGUGGCACAAACGUAAACAAACCUCCACCUGGCGGCACAAACGUAGACAAACCUCCACCUGGCGGCACAAACGUAAACAAACCUCCACCUGGCGGCACAAACGUAAACAAACCUCCACCUGGUGGCACAAACGUAAACAAACCUCCACCUGGCGGCACAAACGUAAACAAACCUCCACCUGGCGGCACAAACGUAAACAAACCUCCACCUGGCGGCACAAACGUAAACAAACCUCCACCUGGCGGCACAAACGUAAACAAACCUCCACCUGGCGGCACAAACGUAAACAAACCUCCACCUGGCGGCACAAGCGUAAACAAACCUCCACCUGGCGGCACAAGCGUAAACAAACCUCCACCUGGCGGCACAAGCGUAAACAAACCUCCACCUGGCGGCACAAGCGUAAACAAACCUCCACCUGGCGGCACAAACGUAAACAAACCUCCACCUGGCGGCACAAACGUAAACAAACCUCCACCUGGCGGCACAAACGUAAACAAACCUCCACCUGGCGGCACAAACGUAAACAAACCUCCACCUGGCGGCACAAACGUAAACAAACCUCCACCUGGCGGCACAAACGUAAACAAACAUCCACCUGGCGGCACAAACGUAAACAAACCUCCACCUGGCGGCACAAGCGUAAACAAACCUCCACCUGGCGGCACAAGCGUAAACAAACCUCCACCUUGCGGCACAAGCGUAAACAAACCUCCACCUGGCGGCACAAACGUAAACAAACCUCCACCUGGUGGCACAAACGUAAACAAACCUCCACCUGGCGGCACAAACGUAAACAAACCUCCACCUGGCGGCACAAACGUAAACAAACCUCCACCUGGCGGCACAAACGUAAACAAACCUCCACCUGGCGGCACAAACGUAAACAAACCUCCACCUGGCGGCACAAACGUAAACAAACCUCCACCUGGCGGCACAAACGUAAACAAACCUCCACCUGGCGGCACAAACGUAAACAAACCUCCACCUGGCGGCACAAGCGUGAACAAACCUCCACCUGGCGGCACAAGCGUAAAGAAAAAGACUUUCUCCGCCUGGAAAAGGAGCCGUGUGAACGCCAAUGAACUAUUGCGCAACCCCAGUCCCUGGUUUAGGCCGUGGCCUCGGUCAUGA
Messenger RNA from Nerophis lumbriciformis (worm pipefish), 1440 nucleotides. NCBI's taxonomy places the organism in Eukaryota, Metazoa, Chordata, Actinopteri, Syngnathiformes, Syngnathidae. The record is from RefSeq and is a predicted model, not a curated record.